Molecule: messenger RNA, 6848 nt
Organism: Yamadazyma tenuis ATCC 10573
Lineage: Eukaryota; Fungi; Ascomycota; Pichiomycetes; Serinales; Debaryomycetaceae
Gene: FAB1
Product: 1-phosphatidylinositol-3-phosphate 5-kinase
Biological process (GO): phosphatidylinositol phosphate biosynthetic process
Cellular component (GO): fungal-type vacuole membrane; endosome membrane
Molecular function (GO): 1-phosphatidylinositol-3-phosphate 5-kinase activity; ATP binding; metal ion binding
Source: RefSeq, a predicted model, not a curated record
AUGAACAACAGUAAUGUCAGUGUUUACGGAAGUGACUCUACCAAUAUCGAUAAUGAUGAUAGACAAGAUGCUAACGACGAGGUUAAGAAUCCAGGCCUUCAGAAACCACAAGAUCAAACAUCAAAAGUCACCUCUGACAGCAAGACUUUGAGGUUUUCCAAGCAAUCUGUGCCUGUUUUGGAGGCCACCACCGAAAGUGUAACUAGCUCAGUGAUAAAUGUGAAUGCAUUAGCAAACACGGAACCCGAUUCUACUUCCAAGACCAACACCCCGAGCUUGAAAGAUACCAGUGUAACAGCUUCUAAUAGAGUCACAAAGAAGAGAAGUCUAAAGAACUUGCCCAACAGAAUAUCAUCGAUAUUUACCAAUCUACCCAAUGAUAUCGAAUUAUCAGACGACUCGGCUUCUGAUACUGAAACCGUUAACGACACCAGUUUCUUGGGAGGUAUUCCAGAAAAUUCUCUGCUCAACCAAGCUGGGGCGGUUCCUCCGCCAGAAUUAGCCAUGUACAGAGAAACUCUGGUGAAGUCUUCUCCAGUGAAAGCUCGGCAGGUCCGUAGUCCAACGGCAGGUACGGACGCUUCUCCUACUAUGAACUCAUUCAAUACGUUGAAACAAUACAAUAUGAAGAAGAAAUCCUCAAACUUAUCAGCAUCUUUGAUAGACAAUGCCCGGUCUAUAAUCAACCAAAACUUUCAUGGGAACAUAUCGUCUGCCUCGUCUUUUGUUGAAAAAGUCACCAAAAAGAAAAGGAAAACUCGCCCUUCACAGAAUCCUUUAAAGUCUGGGGGUAUUCCCAAGAAGUAUUGGAUGAAUGAUGCAUUUGUAUCGGAGUGUUUGAACUGUUUUAAACCUUUCACCGCCUUCCGGAGAAAGCACCACUGCCGGUUCUGUGGUCAAAUCUUUUGUUCUCGUUGUACGCUUUUCAUUUCCUAUCAAGAGCAUAAGGAACAACGGAAAACUGGAGUCAUAAACCCCGACAAAAGACUGUACAAAGAUAAAUUACGGGUCUGUAGACCAUGUUACAGUGAUGUGAUUGUGUACCUUAGUGACUCAGAUUCGUCGUCUUCUGAAAGUGAACAAGAAGUGGAAGAUGAUGCAGUAUCCUUCGAGACUUUGGAUAAGUUCAAAGAUGAUAAUCUCCCACAACACCCGUUUGUUAAGUCCCGUUCGAGAUCCCUUUCGACCUCCAGAAGAGAUUUUCCGUUUGAAGGGAACAAGUCAUUCUUGAAGCCGGCUCUUCAUGAUGAUAAAACGACCGUUAAGUCUCCACUUAGUCUAGCUAUUCCCUCUGCUCGCAAAGGUGACUUACUCGAAGUUCAAUACAGUAAGAGUAAUGUGAAUAGCAGCUUCAGCCGUUCGACGUCACAGGAGCCUUCAGGUGCUAGUUGGCUAAAGAACUAUCCACAUUUGAGAAGAUCGAAGACCCAACAGAACACAGGCCUUUCAAGGUCGAAUAGUUUUGACAACUCAUCUUCAUUGCAUGGAUUCAUUAGUGGUAAGACUGAUGUUUCUAAAAAGGGUAAAAGCAUGAUAUUUGGUGAUACUAAUGGUGACGAUCCUGAUGAUGAGGACGAUGAGUUUGAAAGUGAAAAUGAAGAUGAACAGGUUAUGUCAUUGUAUACCUCGUUGAACCAUAGUGGUUUUAAUGGUAAUGCCAACUCAUCUACUAUCUCACCAAGAGCUCCAAUCACCAGACCCCUAGCAAAUGUCAGUGCAAAUGCUGUCCCUACUUUAGGAGAGUUUCCAACGAUGUUGGUGAAUGAGAAGCUAUACCCUAAGAACAUGUCCAGCGGUUUAAGGUCGUCUCCAGCAGGAGCUGUAUUUCCUGUGUUUAUUCCAAACAAUACCAAGACCGACAUAGAUAUUUCAGCAGAUGGAGGAAGUGUUCCAAGGAGCGUCUUGGAGGAAAAUCCCAAAUCAAACCUCAGAUCUCAUGAAAGAGCACAUGCAUCAUUAUUGAGAAUGAGAUCCAGGAGAAGAGCAAAGACGGCAAGAAACUUGCUGUUACUUACUCAAAAUCCUACUAGAUUACCCCAGUUGGAAUUUCUGGAUUUAAGAGACAGUUCUUCUCCCAUCUCCACCCCAACCUCACCAACUCCAGGAUCGGGACCUUCAGGUGCCUAUUUCAAAGAUUUGAUCACCAAUGAAGGAUUUUCACCUUUGGACAAGUCUCCUAGUGACCCUCAAACCAGGCACCAAAUUUCGUAUGGCAGUUUGAAUAAUUUUGAUGCAGACGAUUCUGACCUGAUUACUAGAGGCCUUUCAGGGAAAGCUUCUAGGGAAGGUCUCUUUGAUGAGAUAGAAAGACAACUUGAUAGCGUUUAUCUCGAACUUUUCAAGAAGAUUUUAGAUCAAUGUCUCAAGGAUUGUGAUAUCAAAGAUGAUACACAACGAUGGUCAAAUGCAUUGACUAUGUCCAUCAAUUUUGUGAACGGCUUAAAGCUAACGGACACUUUGGAUAUCAAACAAUAUGUCAAAAUCAAGAAGAUUCCAGGAGGGAGAAUCGAAGAUACUCAAAUGAUAAACGGGUUAUUCAUGACUAAAAAUAUCGAUUCAAAAAAGAUGUCUUCACGGUUGAGUAACCCCAAAAUCGCUUUGCUUAUGUUUCCAAUUGAGUACUUGAAACAAAAGGAACAGUUCAUCAGUUUAAGGAUUGUCCAGUCUCAGCAAGAUGUGUAUAUCCUGAAUUUAGUUUCAAGAUUGAUUUCUUUAGAGCCAGACAUCAUUGUGGUCGGUGAUACAGUUUGUCAGCUUGCUAAGGACUUUUUAGAAGAUGCAAACAUUACGGUGAUUUCCAACACUAAACCCCAAGUGAUUGAGAGAAUUUCAAGAUACACAAGAGCUGAUAUUUUUCAAUCAGUUAAUGACUUGUUCUUUAAAAAGGGUACAUUAGGUACCUGUCAAAAAUUUGAAAUCAAAAAACAUCUCCAUGGGAAUGUUUUGAAGACAUUUGCCUGCUUCACUGGUACUGAUACUGAACUUGGGUUUACUAUAACUUUAAGAGGUGGAGAUGAGGAGACCUUAAACUCCAUCAAGUAUGCCACUGAAAACUUACUCAGCACCCAGAUCAAUGCUAAGUUUGAAAAGAGUUACUUUGAGGAUUCCAAAUUGGUUUACCUUGAAGACCUCCCCAAUGAGUCAGUAAGUUCGUUAUCAUCCAAGUUAAAUCAAAUUAAGAGUGAAGCUGAAAUAGAAAACAUGGGAAUUGAAAUAAUACCAGAUGAAAAGGAAGUUUUCGGGUACAUCGCCAUGUUUAUAAACAGACAUAUUAGCACUUCUCCAGCUGCCAAGUUCUCUUUACCCACACCAUUGGUUAAUGCAGUUGAAGCGUUCUUUGUUUUUCAUAAUUUCAAUGAGAGAAAUAAACUAUUGAAGUCUAACGAAUCCUUGGAUGAUGUGGAGAUGAGUUUGAUUGAAGAGUUGAAACUUAAUAUUGGACUUGAGAAUAUGCCCAAUAAAGCACAGGAUUUGUUGAAGUUUGUGAAACAUGCAGCUGAAGUCAAACUGAAGAUUUUGUUGAAUCAGUUUCAGUCAAGAGCUAGGACUUGGGCAAACUAUUUGAAACUUCCAUCAUACCAGUUGUAUCCCAUAUUUCAUAGGAACAUACAUUUGUUAUAUUCAAGUGUUUCUAAAAAGUUCAACACCCCUUGUUCAGGUCCAAAUAUUAUUGUUGUGGAUUUUUACACUGAUAACGAUAAGUUUUUGGGUUUGCAGUUGGAUCAGAUGUUCAGCGAAUCUUUGACCGAUUGUGAUGAAUGUGGAGAGCCAAUGAUAGACCAUUAUCGGAACUAUGUUCAUGGGACAGGUAAGCUUGAUAUGGUGGUUGAAAAGUAUGAGGCACUUUCUGCUGAACACAAGAACUUUCCUAACCAGAGAACUAUGUGGAGCGUUUGCAAGCAGUGCAAUUACAAAACCCCGGUUGUUUUAAUGUCAGACGAUACUUAUUAUUUUUCUAUCGGUAAAUACUUCGAGAUAGCUUUCUGGGGCAGAAAUGUAACCUUGAACAAUCAAGGUGAGUGUCGUCAUGAUUUCUUUAAAGAGCAUAUCCGGUACUUUGGUUUCAAUGACAUGGCCAUAAAAGUUGAGUACUUUCCCAUUGAUACCUACGAAGUGGUAGUCCCGAAGAAACAAACUGAGUAUGAUACUAGCGUUGAAAUCAACUUAAAGGUUGAAGCUUUCGACACAAUAAGAACUAAAAGUGCCAACUUCUUUGAUAGCAUUUCUAAAAGGCUUAACAGAGUCAAGGUUGACACUUUUGAUAAGGCAGAAGAUGGAGCCAAAGUAAUCGAACAGAUGAAAGAACGAUUGGACCAGCAACGGAGCAUUUUGGAAGAAGACUUAUUAAACAUAUACAAUCUGACACCUUCGACCUACUACCUUCCUAUGAACUCAAUUUUACGAGAAUUACAAGAGUUGGGAGUGGCUUGGGAUGCAGACUUUAAUGACUUUGAAACUCAGUUCUUACCUUCAGAAAAUGAAAUCACCAGAAUAACUCAAUUCCAUUUAAGAAACUUCUUGAUCGAUAAGUAUAACAUCGAUAAUGCCAAAGAGGUUGAAAUGAACGAUAUGUCGAAGUCAGUGGAUAGUGUUGGAAGCGAAAAAGAAGGACUUUCAAGCAAAAGUGAUGAAAAGACCGUGAAACAGCAAGACAAAGACUCCGAAUUGGUACAGAAUUUGAAUGAAUCACCACGAAAGGAAAUUGGUAAGCUUAUACCUCGCGCAUUAGAAGGACCAGGUUCCAAUGUUGUUGAUAAGGUCAAUAAAAUUGAACAGAAGUUAGAACACGAAAGAAUCCAGAAUACGGGAUCUAGGGUUUCUAGUGGAACUGGAAGUAUGACAGACGAAAGAAAGUCCGGCUUUUCUCCACCUAAGAAAGCCCUGUCCAAAUUAUUAGGCCGCAAAUCGUCUGAUCUUUCUAUCAGCUCUGUCAACUCACAGUUAGGAGUAAAUUCAAACAAGCCGGUUACUAAAGUUUCCCAACUUACAAACUUCUUUGACCAGAUGAGUUUUGACCAAAUCUCCAUGGAAUUUAAAAAGCAAAGAGAGCAGGAAUUGAGGAAGAAUUUGAACAAAUUUAGGGCUCUUCCUAUUGUUGCAUCAAAACCUAUUGUUGAGAUGUACAACAAAAUCGAAGAUGUUGUUAACGCUGAUGAGUUAGAAGUAGAAAAGGCCAAUCGAAGACUUCCGAGAAGACUUACAUCUGAUUCUCUCAUUGGGAAGAGACCCGAUGAAAGUACUGCUCCUGAUUUAACAAGAGCGCGUCCUUCAGAUGUGAAUGAUUCGAAAGACAGAGAUAAACAAGGUGAAAAGUUAAAAGAGAAGGAUGCAAAAGCGAUUGAAAAUCUCAAAUCGAAAGAAAAGGACAAACUACUUGAUAUCCCCCAGCCCGAAAGAGUUUCUCUUUUGAAAUCGUUGACAAACUUUUGGGCUGAUAGAUCCGCUUCUUUGUGGGAUCCUCUCGAUUAUCCUCUUGACUCAACAGAGCACACUUUUGCAGACUCUGAUAUUAUUGUGAGAGAGGAUGAGCCAAGUUCACUUGUUGCUUUUUGUUUAUCAACCAAUGAUUACAAGCAAAAGAUCAAAUCAUUGGCUCAAGAGCCAGAUGAUGAUAUAAAGCUAGACAGUGAAGUGAACAACAAGAAAUUCAAUAGUUUUGCCAAGAUCGAAAAGAAGUUCAAGAAUCGGUUUGACAAUAGCAAGAAGCCCAGCGAACUCGAAAACAUUUUGACGAAGAACAAAUCUACUCAUUUGAAGUAUCAGUUUGCAGAUGGGUCUACCACUUUAUCUUGUAAAAUCUUCUACUCCGAGCAGUUUGAGGCACUUAGGAAGGCAUGUGGUAAAGAGGACCGGUUCCUUCAGAGUUUAUCGCGGUGUAUAAAAUGGAACUCUAGUGGUGGGAAGAGUAAGUCCAACUUUUUGAAGACAUUGGACAACAGGUACAUUGUGAAAGAGUUAAGCAAAUCGGAGUUGGAGUCAUUUGUUCCAAUUGCGCCAUUCUACUUCAAGUAUAUUGGACAGUCGAUGUUCAAUACUUUGACUACUGCCUUAGCCAAGAUAUUCGGGAUAUACCAAAUCCAAAUUAAAAACAUUAUCACCGGGAAGACUUUCCGAAUGGAAUUCCUUAUCAUGGAAAACUUAUUCUACAAUAACAAGACCACCCGUAUUUUCGACUUAAAGGGGUCUAUGAGAAACAGACACGUGACCCAAACCGGUAAGGAGGAUGAAGUAUUACUAGAUGAGAACAUGAUUGAGUACAUCUACGAGUCACCAUUAUUUGUCAAAGAACACCUGAAGAAGCUAUUGAGAGGAUCACUUUUCAACGAUUCCUCUUUCCUCUCUGCCAUGGACGUGAUGGACUACUCGCUAAUCAUCGGUAUCGAUGACCAAACCAAAAAGUUGUACAUUGGUAUUAUUGACUGGUUGAGGACCUUCACCUGGGACAAAAAGGUUGAAAAUUGGGUCAAAGGAAAUAAUUUGAUCGGGGGAAACAAAGGUAAGGAUCCCACGAUCAUCACCCCCAAACAGUACCGGAUCCGGUUCCGAGAGGCCAUGGAGAGGUAUAUAUUGGAAGUACCCGACAUUUGGUAUGAAGGUAAGAACUAGUCGUGCCCGACCGGAAGAGGCUGAAAAAAUAUCGAGACACGGUUCCACAAAUCUAACGGUUAAAAGAACCGCCGGUAAAUAGCCGUCGCAGACAACCGCAAUUCGGCUGUUGUCAAGCGAAGUAGCACAGUAUAUAGAAAAUAUACUCAAUACGUCGUUGGAAACCCAACCGUAUUGUUACCAAGCAAAAUACUUGCCAGAUCUUAUCGGUUCAGCCAGCCAUGUUUGGCUGAGGCGCGUUU